Messenger RNA from Cinclus cinclus, 2490 nucleotides. It is a transcript of the gene KCNN1, whose product is annotated as potassium calcium-activated channel subfamily N member 1. The coding region runs from base 1 to 2490 and encodes 829 amino acids. Gene Ontology annotation, cellular component: plasma membrane; neuronal cell body; neuron projection. The transcript has 15 exons. Lineage: Eukaryota; Metazoa; Chordata; Aves; Passeriformes; Cinclidae. Gene Ontology annotation, molecular function: small conductance calcium-activated potassium channel activity; calmodulin binding. The record is from RefSeq and is a predicted model, not a curated record. Gene Ontology annotation, biological process: potassium ion transmembrane transport.
AUGCUGGUGGCACUGGUGGCUGUCCCCGAGGUGACACUGGUGGCUGUCCCCGUGCUGGUGGCACUGGUGGCUGUCCCCGAGGUGACACUGGUGGCUGUCCCUGUGGUGAUGGCACUGGUGGCUGUCCCCGAGGUGACACUGGUGGCUGUCCCCAUGCUGGUGGCACUGGUGGCUGUCCCCGAGGUGACACUGGUGGCUGUCCCCAUAGUGGUGGCCGGAGCCAUCCUGGUGUUCCUGAGGCCCCAAAUCCCGGGAGGUGCUGCAGGGAUGGGGGGGGCUGAGGAGCCCCCCGGGGUCUCAUGCGUGGAGGGAAUCCCAUGGCCCCCGGACCCCCGGACCGCCCCCGUGCCCAGCCCAGGCCCCGCAGCCCCUGACAGCCCCAGGACCCCCCCGGCCGGCCCCGGGGAGCCCCAGCAGCCACGCCCCAGCCCCCGCCCCCGGCGCGCCGGUGCCGCCGCCGCGCGCCCCCGGGACCGGCUCGGGCUGCGGCGGCGGCGGCGGCGGGACCGGGCCCGGCCCCAGGCCCGGGGCACCGCAGCUCCACGGAGGGAACGGGCACGGCGGGACCGAGACCGGGCACGGCGGGACCGAGACCGGGCACGGCAGCUCGGGGGUGGCGGGGACGCGCAGCUGCGGUUGCGCGGGGGAGGGGGCGGGACACGGUUCCGUGGGCAGGACACGGACACGGACACGGACACGUGGGUAGGACGUGUCCGUGUGGUCACCGUGUGUCCCCGUCACGGGCAAGACACGGCCACGUCCCCCACGAGCGCCACGCGUCCCCCCACGAGUGGGACACGGACCUGUGGUCACAGGAUGUCCCCCGUCGCCCCCGCUCCGCUGAGCCAUGCGGGAUCGCCCGGAGCUGUCCCCAGCAGAGCCAUGAGCAGCUGUCGCUACAAUGGGGGGGUGACACGGCCCCGGGGCCCCCUGAGCUCCUCCGCCCGCACCCCUGAACCCCCGGACGGCGAAACGCAACCGCUGCACCCCUGCCCCAGCCCGCGGUUCCAGGUGGUCGUGUCGCGACCGGAGCAUCCCGGGGGGACCGAGCCCGGUUCUGUGACCACCGCAGCGGGUCAAGAGGCGAGCGAGGAGCGAGCGGGCGAGCGGAGGAGGAACCAGAACAUCGGCUACAAGCUGGGCCACCGGAGAGCUCUGUUCGAGAAACGCAAGCGCCUGAGCGACUACGCGCUGAUUUUUGGGAUGUUCGGGAUCGUGGUGAUGGUGACAGAGACGGAGCUGUCCUGGGGGGUCUACAGCAAGGAAUCGUCGUAUUCGUUCGCGCUGAAAUGUCUCAUCAGCCUCUCGACGCUCAUCCUGCUGGGGCUCAUCGUGAUGUAUCAUGCCAGGGAGAUCCAGCUCUUCAUGGUGGACAACGGCGCCGACGACUGGCGCAUCGCCAUGACCUCGGAGCGCGUCUUCUUCAUCGCUCUGGAGCUCGUGGUGUGCGCCAUCCACCCCAUCCCCGGGCAGUACCUGUUCACCUGGACCGCCCGCCUGGCCUUCACCUACGCGGCCUCGGUGGCCCACGCCGACGUGGACAUCGUCUUGUCCAUCCCCAUGUUCUUGAGGCUCUACCUGUUGGGUCGGGUGAUGUUGCUGCACAGCAAACUCUUCACCGACGCCUCGUCCCGCAGUAUCGGCGCGCUCAAUAAAAUUAAUUUCAACACGCGCUUCGUUAUGAAGACGCUCAUGACCAUCUGUCCCGGCACAGUGCUGCUGGUGUUCAGCAUCUCGUCGUGGAUCAUCGCGGCCUGGACCGUGCGGGUCUGCGAGAGGGACAAACUGUACCACGACAAGCAGGAGGUGACCAGUAACUUUUUGGGGGCCAUGUGGCUGAUCUCCAUCACCUUCCUGUCCAUCGGCUACGGGGACAUGGUGCCACACACGUACUGCGGCAAGGGAGUGUGCCUGCUCACCGGCAUCAUGGGCGCUGGCUGCACCGCCCUGGUGGUGGCCGUGGUGGCCCGGAAGCUGGAGCUGACCAAAGCUGAGAAACACGUGCACAACUUCAUGAUGGACACGCAGCUCACCAAGAGGGUGAAGAACGCCGCUGCCAACGUGCUCAGGGAAACGUGGCUCAUCUACAAACACACCAAGCUGGUGAAGAAGAUCGACCACGCCAAAGUUCGGACCCACCAGCGUAAGUUCCUCCAAGCCAUCCAUCAAGCUCAGAAGCUGAGGAGUGUGAAGAUGGAGCAGCGCAAACUCAACGACCAGGCCAACACCUUGGUGGACCUGGCCAAGACGCAGGCGCUGAUGUCGGAGCUGCUGGCGGAGCUGCAGGAGCGCCACGAGGAUCUGGAGAAGCGGCUGGCGGCGCUGGAGGCGCAGCUGGAGGCGCUGGGGCUGAGCCUGCUGGCCCUGCCCGGGCGAGUGAGCCAAGCCCUGGGCCAGCAGCGCCACCCCCCGGGCCCGUGGCCACCGCGCCCCUGCUCGGCCACCGCGCCCUGCAGCCCCGCUCGCCACCCGGCCACGGACAGCGGCUGA